Pan troglodytes (chimpanzee) is the source of this 1287-nucleotide messenger RNA. RefSeq names its product speedy/RINGO cell cycle regulator family member E4 (gene SPDYE4). Gene Ontology annotation, molecular function: protein kinase binding. Gene Ontology annotation, biological process: positive regulation of cyclin-dependent protein serine/threonine kinase activity. Bases 191 to 904 code for a protein of 237 amino acids. The transcript has 7 exons. NCBI's taxonomy places the organism in Eukaryota, Metazoa, Chordata, Mammalia, Primates, Hominidae. The record is from RefSeq and is a predicted model, not a curated record.
ACCGGACUCUGGUUGCUUGGGAGUUCAGGUGGACAACAGCAACUUCUCAGAACUGCUCUUCACUCCUAACUUCUCCCGAGCCUCUAGAAGAGAAACGCACUCUUCUGGGUCCUAACGGAGUCUGGAAGAAGGCUUUGGACAGAACAGGGACUAGGUUUUGUGGACAGAAACAAAGUGUUUGGGAGAGAUUAUGGCCAGUGGUCAAGCACGCCCCCCGUUUGAGGAGGAGAGCCCCCAGCCUAGCACAACGGUGCGGUCCCCCGAGGUGGUGGUGGAUGAUGAAGUGCCAGGACCAUCAGCCGCUUGGAUAGAUCCCAGCGUCCAGCCUCAAUCCCUUGACCUGAAAAGGAAGAGCGAAUGGUCAGACGAAUCCGAGGAGGAGCUGGAGGAGGAGCUGGAGUUGGAGCGCGCCCCUGAGCCCGAGGACACCUGGGUGGUGGAGAUGCUGUGUGGGCUCAAGAUGAAGCUGAAGCGAAAGCGAGCAUCCUCCGUGCUCCCUGAGCACCACAAGGCCUUCAACAGGCUCCUUGGGGAUCCUGUCGUUCAAAAAUUCCUGGCCUGGGACAAAGACCUGAGGGUGUCAGACAAGUAUCUCCUGGCUAUGGUCAUAGCGUAUUUUAGCCGUGCCGGCCUCUUCUCGUGGCAAUACCAACGCAUUCAUUUCUUCCUGGCUCUCUACGUGGCCAGUGACAUGGAGGAGGACAACCAGGCCCCGAAACAAGACAUCUUCUCCUUUCUCUACGGGAAGAACUACUCCCAGCGACCCUUGUUCCAUAAGCUUCGAUACCAGCUCCUCUGUUCCAUGCGCUGGAGGACGUGGGUUUCCCCAGAGGAGAUGGAGGAGAUCCAGGCUUAUGACCCAGAGCACUGGGUGUGGGCCCGAGAUCGCACCCUCAUUUCCUAGAGCUCCGGGGACAUGGAGGCCUGAGGUCAUCGGCCUGAGGGAAGACUUGGAUAUGUCUUUAUCAGCAGCAAGAAAACGGACUAAGACAGGGUUUCAACAUAUGAAUUUUGAGGGGGGGCACAGAUUCAGUUCACAGCAGUGAGGAUGCAGGGAAAUGAAGACUCUCUACGCUUUGGGUUGGAAUUUAAACUUGUAAAUUAGACUUGUAAAGUCUUCAGAGACUCACAUAUGACUUGCGAGAUCAAGGCUGUGUUCUGGCAGGUCUCUCACCAUUGGCAAAAAAAAACCAGAAAAGUAUCAUUCCCAUUGAAUAUCCUGCUACAUAAUGAAUUUUCACAUUGAACAUUUAAUUUCCCAUUUAAAUAAACCCAUCUGGAAUUUGA